AUGUGGUUUACGAUCAUUUGUCUGGCGAUAAUAUUCACGAUAAAGAUUCUGCACAGCUGGCGGCGACCAUCGAGAUUUCCUCCAGGACCGCGCGGCCUGCCGAUCAUUGGAAACAUAUUCGACCUGAAACGUCUAGUGGACGAGACGAAGUUCCAUUCUCACGCUUGGUGUCGUCUGGCCGAUAUGUACGGACCAAUCGUCGGUUUGAAGCUCGGUAUGGCCGAACCUCUGAUUAUCGUUUCCGACAGAAGUGCUAUAGUCGAGAUGUUGAAUCGAGCCGAGUUCGACGGCAGAUCUAAUGGAUUUUUGUACCGACACCGGACCGGAGGUGUCCGAAGGGGUGUGAUAUUCACCGAUGGCGAUGUUUGGCGUGAACAAAGAAGAUUCACUCUGAGGACGUUGAAACAAUUCGGAUUCGGGAAAAUCACGAUGGAAGACAUAAUAUUGAACGACGCGGUUGCCUUAGUGAACAAGGUGGAAUCGAUGGCUGCGUCGGGCCCCAUUACGAACUUGCACAAUAUUACGUCCAUAGCCGUACUGAAUAGUUUAUGGACAUUAGUCGCUGGCUCGAGAUUCGAGCUGGAGAAUCCGAAAUUAACGAAGAUCCUGUCGGUAUUGGACGACGUCGUGAGAAAUAGCAACGUCACCGGCGGCAUAUUGACUCAGUUCCCACUUUUAAGGUACAUCAUGCCAGAAACGACAGGAUUUACCAUCCUGAAUCAAAGGACGACACGGACAUGGCAAUUCUUCAAGAGCGAGGUAACUAGGCACAAGCAAACUAGAAUGCACGGCGAGUUCAGAGACUUUAUCGAUGUUUACCUGAUGGAAAUGAAAGCCGAGCAGUCAAAGCCGACUGUAUCGUAUUUCGAUGAGGAACAAUUAAUUAGCAUUGUGAAAGACCUCUUCGUCGCCGGCGUAGAGACGACCAACAACACAAUUGGCUUCAUAAUAACGUAUCUCGCAGUGAAACAGGACGUGCAAAAAAGAGUGCAUGAGGAAAUCGAGAGAGUGCUGGGCAAAGAGACUCUACCUCGCAUAGAGCACAAAAAUCGUCUGCCGUACUUGAACGCGACGAUAGCGGAGGUGUCGAGACUGGCGAAUGUCGGUCCUACUUCGAUCCCUCAUCGAGCGCUGGCGAACACGACUUUAUUGGGCUACGAGAUAAAGAAAAAUUACAUCCUGUUGGCAAAUUUUAAAAGCGUCCAUAUGGACAAGAAACAUUGGGGCGAUCCGGAGGAGUUCCGGCCUGAGAGAUUUAUCAACAACGAGGGCGAGUAUGUCGAGGAUCCUUGGUUAAUGACGUUCAGCUUGGGUCGUAGAAAGUGCUUAGGCGAAACUCUGGCGAGGAACAGCGUAUUUCUGUUCAUCGCGUGUCUGCUGCAGAAGUUUCGGUUCAUGUUACCCCCAGGACAUCUAGAUCCCAUUUUAGAUGGCAUCAACGGCUUCACAACCGCGCCACCCGAAAUAAACGUGAUCGCUAUUAAACAUACGUAAAUUUCUUGGCACGUUAACGUAUUUGAUGAAUAUAAAGAUGAAUAUAAAGAAUAUCAAUUUUAUAUAAGGGAAAUAAGGGUUGAUCGUGACGCACUUAAUAUAUAACGUAAAGAAUAUGUAUCAUUCAAUAUAAGAAUAUACAACUUUAUAUCAAAUACUGUUAUUUCAAUGUUGAACAACGAAAUAUUGCCAUAUCUAAUAAAUACGCGACCACCAGGAAUUACCUUGUAAGUACAAAUAAUAUCAAAACACAUAUAAUAAUUUAAACUAUGACAAGAACUCGGUUAGAGAAUUUGAAAUAGAGGAUUUUUCCACUUUUAACUGAAAGAGUAUCAUAGAAAAACCAGUCGAUGGUAAAGCUAAAAAUACGCGAUAAAUAUACGAUAGAAUAAAAAUAACAACAUUCAACAACCUCGAAACAGCAAGUUGCACACAACUCCGUAUACAUUCGCUGUGCCAGAAGUUAACGGACCACCAAAUAUACUCGCUUAAUAUAUCCGACUGAAUCUGAAAUUACUUACUACUUUUUAAAACAUCCCAUGCGUCGUGCAAUUGCAUCUGCGCAAGUUACGCUCAUAAAAGUUCCUGAAAGCAUAAUUUCCGUUGCUUUUUUAACUAAUUGCCAGAUACCAAAAAAUUCCCUGGCUGCUACAUCCAAGGAUUUCACACGAAUCCUUGAAUUAUAUAAAAGGAACAGAGCAGA
Dinoponera quadriceps is the source of this 2197-nucleotide messenger RNA. RefSeq names its product methyl farnesoate epoxidase-like. Gene Ontology annotation, molecular function: heme binding; oxidoreductase activity, acting on paired donors, with incorporation or reduction of molecular oxygen, reduced flavin or flavoprotein as one donor, and incorporation of one atom of oxygen; iron ion binding. The transcript is spliced from 8 exons. NCBI's taxonomy places the organism in Eukaryota, Metazoa, Arthropoda, Insecta, Hymenoptera, Formicidae. Gene Ontology annotation, biological process: xenobiotic metabolic process. The record is from RefSeq and is a predicted model, not a curated record. Gene Ontology annotation, cellular component: intracellular membrane-bounded organelle; cytoplasm. Bases 1 to 1494 code for a protein of 497 amino acids.